Neomonachus schauinslandi (Hawaiian monk seal) is the source of this 3206-nucleotide messenger RNA. It is a transcript of the gene THBS3, whose product is annotated as thrombospondin 3. Gene Ontology annotation, biological process: cell adhesion. Lineage: Eukaryota; Metazoa; Chordata; Mammalia; Carnivora; Phocidae. Gene Ontology annotation, cellular component: extracellular region. The record is from RefSeq and is a predicted model, not a curated record. Bases 80 to 2950 code for a protein of 956 amino acids. Gene Ontology annotation, molecular function: heparin binding; calcium ion binding. The transcript is spliced from 23 exons.
CCCCGCUCCUGCUCUCUCCGCCUAGCCUUUUCCCCUCCCAGCCGCCUGCCUGCCAGGGGUAGUGAGCCAGCUGAGCGGCAUGGAGACGCAGGAACUUCGAGGGGCCCUGGCUCUUCUCCUCCUUUGCACUUUCGCAUCUGCCAGUCAGGACCUGCAGGUGAUUGACCUGCUGACUGUGGGCGAGUCUCGGCAGAUGACAGCUGUAGCAGAGAAGAUCCGGGCAGCCCUGCUCACUGCUGGAGACAUCUACCUCUUGUCCACCUUCCGCCUGCCCCCCAAGCAGGGUGGGGUCCUCUUUGGCCUCUACUCUCGCCAGGACAACACACGAUGGCUGGAGGCCUCAGUUGUGGGCAAAAUUAACAAAGUGCUGGUGCGGUACCAGCGAGAGGACAGCAGAGCGCAUGCGGUGAGCCUCCAGCAAGCAGGCCUGGCCGACGGGCGCACACACACGGCUCUCCUGCGGCUCCGCGGCCCCGCCCGACCCAGCCCUGCCCUCCAGCUCUAUGUGGACUGCAAACUGGGAGACCAGCAUGCUGGCCUCCCUGCGCUGGCCCCCAUUCCUCCAGCGGAGGUCGACGGGCUGGAGAUUCGGACUGGACAGAAAGCGUAUUUGAGGAUGCAGGGCUUCGUGGAAUCCAUGAAAAUGAUUCUGGGCGGGUCCAUGGCCCGGGUGGGAGCCCUGAGUGAGUGUCCGUUCCAGGGGGACGAGUCCAUCCACAGUGCAGUGACCAACGCACUCCACUCCAUCCUAGGUGAGCAGACCAAGGCGCUGGUCACCCAGCUCACUCUCUUCAACCAGAUCCUGGUGGAGCUGCGCGAUGAUAUCCGAGACCAGGUGAAGGAGAUGUCUCUGAUCCGAAACACCAUCAUGGAGUGUCAGGUGUGCGGCUUCCACGAGCAGCGUUCCCACUGCAGCCCCAACCCCUGCUUCCGAGGCGUGGACUGCAUGGAAGUGUACGAGUACCCCGGCUACCGAUGCGGGCCCUGCCCCCCUGGCCUGCAGGGCAACGGCACCCACUGCGCUGACGUCAAUGAGUGUGCUCACACUGACCCUUGCUUCCCUGGGGCCAGCUGCAUCAACACCGUGCCCGGCUUCCACUGUGAAGCCUGUCCUCGAGGCUACAGAGGCACCCGGGUGUCCGGUGUGGGCAUCGACUAUGCCCGCGCCAGCAAACAGGUCUGCCAUGAUGUGGACGAAUGCAAUGAUGGGAACAAUGGUGGCUGUGACCCAAACUCCAUCUGCACCAAUACUGUGGGCUCCUUCAAGUGUGGCCCCUGUCGCCUGGGCUUCCUAGGCAACCAGAGCCAGGGCUGCCUCCCAGCCCGCACCUGCCACAGCCCAGCCCACAGCCCCUGCCACGUCCAUGCGCACUGUCUCUUUGAACGCAACGGGGCAGUGUCCUGCGCGUGUAACGUGGGCUGGGCCGGGAAUGGGAAUGUGUGUGGGACCGACACAGACAUCGAUGGCUACCCGGACCAGGCCCUGCCGUGCAUGGACAACAACAAACACUGCAAGCAGGACAAUUGCCUUUUGACACCCAACUCUGGGCAGGAAGAUGCUGAUAACGAUGGCGUGGGGGACCAGUGUGAUGAUGAUGCCGAUGGGGAUGGGAUCAAGAAUGUCGAGGACAACUGCCGGCUCUUCCCCAACAAGGACCAGCAAAACUCUGAUACAGAUUCGUUCGGGGAUGCCUGUGACAACUGCCCCAACGUUCCCAACAAUGACCAGAAGGACACGGAUGGCAACGGGGAAGGGGACGCGUGUGACAACGAUGUGGAUGGGGACGGCAUCCCCAAUGGAUUGGACAAUUGCCCUAAAGUCCCCAACCCCCUGCAGACAGACAGGGAUGAGGACGGGGUGGGAGAUGCCUGUGAUAGCUGUCCUGAGAUGAGCAAUCCUACGCAGACAGAUGCAGACAGCGACCUGGUAGGGGAUGUCUGUGACACCAACGAGGACAGCGAUGGGGAUGGACAUCAGGACACCAAGGACAACUGCCCACAGCUGCCAAACAGCUCCCAGCUGGACUCAGACAAUGACGGACUUGGAGACGAGUGUGAUGGGGACGAUGACAAUGACGGGGUCCCAGACUACGUGCCUCCUGGUCCUGAUAACUGUCGCCUGGUACCCAAUCCCAAUCAGAAGGACUCAGACGGCAAUGGUGUUGGGGAUGUGUGUGAGGAUGACUUUGACAAUGACGCAGUGGUCGACCCCCUGGACGUGUGCCCCGAGAGUGCAGAGGUGACCCUCACAGAUUUCCGGGCCUAUCAGACUGUCGUCUUGGAUCCUGAGGGUGAUGCUCAGAUUGAUCCAAACUGGGUCGUGCUCAACCAGGGCAUGGAAAUCGUUCAGACCAUGAACAGUGACCCCGGCCUGGCAGUUGGAUAUACAGCCUUCAAUGGUGUGGACUUUGAAGGCACCUUCCAUGUGAACACGGUGACUGAUGAUGACUACGCAGGCUUUCUCUUCAGCUAUCAAGACAGCGGCCGCUUCUACGUGGUCAUGUGGAAGCAGACGGAGCAGACCUACUGGCAGGCCACACCUUUCCGGGCUGUUGCUCAGCCGGGGCUGCAGCUCAAGGCAGUGACGUCAGUGUCCGGCCCAGGUGAGCACCUCCGGAAUGCCCUGUGGCAUACUGGCCACACCCCUGAUCAGGUGCGACUGCUGUGGACGGACCCACGAAACGUGGGCUGGCGUGACAAGACCUCCUACCGCUGGCAGCUGCUGCACCGGCCUCAAGUCGGCUACAUCCGGGUGAAGCUCUAUGAGGGUCCUCAGCUAGUGGCGGAUUCUGGGGUGAUCAUUGACACAGCCAUGCGGGGAGGGCGUCUUGGUGUAUUCUGCUUCUCCCAGGAAAACAUCAUUUGGUCCAAUCUCCAAUACCGAUGCAAUGACACAGUGCCCGAGGAUUUUGAGCCGUUCCGGAGGCAGCUGCUCCAGGGAAGAGUGUGAAGAGGCGGCCACCGGAUUCAGAAUCCUGAUUUUAGACCCUCUGGCCUUGGGGUCCAUCCUGGAGACGCUGGGGUCUAAUCUGCAGCAGCUCAGCCAAACACAGACCCCCCUCUGGCACCCACAGGAGUUUAGCCCCAGAGGGGUGGGACCCCACUGUUCAGGAGUUGGGAAGCUUUCAAGGGAUAUUUUUCUCAGGCACUAACCCCAGGAAAGAUAACACCACAUUGCCAUAAAGUUCCAGUGGUUUUCUAAGCUA